This is a messenger RNA of Syngnathus typhle (broad-nosed pipefish), 1734 nucleotides long. RefSeq names its product peptidase D (gene pepd). The record is from RefSeq and is a predicted model, not a curated record. NCBI's taxonomy places the organism in Eukaryota, Metazoa, Chordata, Actinopteri, Syngnathiformes, Syngnathidae. Bases 65 to 1552 code for a protein of 495 amino acids. The transcript has 15 exons. Gene Ontology annotation, molecular function: metalloaminopeptidase activity; manganese ion binding.
UCAUCCUGCAAAGUCACGUGACUUCCGUUUACACGUGAUAGCGGCUGGAAACACUAACGUCAGCAUGGCUACAGCACCGGAACCGGUUUUCUGGCUGGGUAACGACACCCUGCGAGUAUCAGCCGAGCUUUUCGCAGAAAACCGCCGGCGCCUCUGUAACGGACUGAGGGCCAAAGAGAACUUGGAGAGCAACUCGGUGGUGGUGCUGCAGGGCGGCGAGCAGCAACAGAGGCAUUGCACCGACACGGACGUGGUCUUCAGGCAGGAGUCGUUCUUCCAUUGGGCCUUUGGGGUGACUGAGUCUGACUGCUAUGGGGCCAUUCAAGUGGACUCGGGGAAGUCCAUCCUGUUUGUUCCAAAACUGCCUCCAAGCUACGCCACUUGGAUGGGAGAAAUCUUCUCCAAAGACCAUUUCAGGAAGAAGUAUGCUGUGGAUGAGGUGCACUAUACCUGUGAUAUUACUGAAUUCCUGCGUGACCUGAAACCAGCCGUCCUCCUCACAUUGCGAGGACAGAACACAGACAGUGGUAGCGUCAGCCGGGAAGCCUCCUUUGAAGGAAUUAGCCAAUUCCAAGUGAACAACACGUUGUUGCACCCAGUCAUUGUGGAAUGCCGCCUGAUUAAGACGGACAUGGAGCUUGAGGUCCUGAGGUACACCAACAAGGUGUCCAGCGAAGCCCACAAGAUCAUUAUGAAGAGUGUCAAACCUGGGCAGAAAGAAUACGAAAUGGAAAGCCUCUUCCAACACUACUGCUACACUAAAGGAGGCAUGCGGCACACUUCGUACACUUGUAUCUGCGGAACGGGAAACAAUUGCUCGGUUCUGCACUAUGGUCACGCUGGGGCUCCCAACGACAAAACCAUAAUGGAUGGCGACAUGUGUUUGUUCGACAUGGGCGGCGAGUACUACUGCUACUCGUCAGACAUCACAUGCUCCUUCCCUGCCAAUGGCAAGUUCACCGCCGACCAGAGGGCCAUCUACGAGGCUGUUCUUAAAGCUUCCAGAACAGUCAUGGUUGCCAUCAAACCAGGCGUGAAGUGGACCGACAUGCACCGUCUGGCUGACCGGGUCCACCUGGAGGAGCUGGUCAAAGUGGGCAUUCUUAAGGGCAGCGUGGAAGACAUGAUGAAAGUCCACCUUGGCUCUACUUUCAUGCCUCACGGUCUGGGCCACCUGCUGGGCAUCGACGUGCACGACGUGGGCGGCUACCCCGAGGGAGUGGAGCGCAUCGACCAGCCCGGACUGAAGAGUCUGCGCAUGGGCCGCCUGGUCCGGGAGCGCAUGGUGCUCACUGUGGAGCCCGGCAUCUACUUCAUCAACCAACUGCUGGAUGAAGCCCUGAAUGACCCCGCCAAGAGUUGCUUCAUCAAUAACCAAGUGCUCAGUCGCUUCAGAGGCUUUGGCGGGGUUCGCAUCGAGGAUGACAUCGCCGUCACCGCGGACGGCAUUGAGCUGCUUACCUGCGUCCCAAGGACCGUGGAGGAGAUCGAGUCCUUCAUGAACACCUCGGAAAAACCCUUCAGCCCACUCGUGUCCAGCCAAAAAUUUUGAUCAGCCUCAACGCUCAACACAUAUACAAAAUCAACCAACACAAGAAUCCAUCCUUGAUCAUGAUGUAGUUUAACAAAAACAACUGUAACAUAAAUCGACUUAGUACCUCAGAUGAUAGUUUUUUUUUAACUGAUCGAAGCAAAUUUUGUAAUAGGGAAUAAAGUGUGAUUUUUGCAAAUCUA